Messenger RNA from Microthlaspi erraticum, 282 nucleotides. Lineage: Eukaryota; Viridiplantae; Streptophyta; Magnoliopsida; Brassicales; Brassicaceae. The record is from the annotation of a GenBank genome assembly.
AUGCAGAGAGAGAAGCUGCACAUGAGGGAGAUAGAGAGGCUGCAGACGAUGCAGGGAGAGAAGCUGGACAUGAGAUGUGCGAAGAAGAGGCUCGGGUUGAAGAAUUGGUUGCUGGUUUUGUUGAUGAGGAGGAGAACAACAAUAAUGACUACCAACGAACUCCUCCUCGUGCAUCAGAUUCAGAUGGUGAAGAAGAAGAAAUUCAGAGCUGUUCUUAUGAUAGGUGGAGAAGAGGAAGUGGGGAAAUCCAGAUUAGACAAGUUUUUUGAGAGCAUUAAAUAG